GAGGCCUAGUUGCCUCUACUUGGAUAUCAGACAGGACAACAUGGGACUCACCAAGCAAUACCUCCGCUUUGUUGCCAGCGCAGUAUUUGGGCUUAUUGGCAGCCAAAAAGGCAAUAUUGUCUUUGUGACGCUUCGUGGUGAAAAGGGACGCUAUGUGGCGGUGCCUGCUUGCGAACAUGUUUUCAUCUGGGAUUUAAGGAAAGGAGAGAAGAUCCUCAUUCUUCAAGGGCUUAAACAAGAAGUCACUUGCUUGUGCCCUUCCCCAGAUGGGCUUCAUUUAGCUGUUGGAUAUGAGGAUGGAUCUAUCCGAAUCUUCAGUCUCCUGAGUGGGGAAGGCAAUGUGACAUUCAAUGGACACAAAGCAGCUAUCACUUCCCUGAAGUAUGAUCAGCUGGGAGGCAGUUUGGCAUCUGGCUCCAAGGAUACAGAUGUGAUCGUGUGGGAUGUGAUUAAUGAAAGUGGCCUCUACCGUCUAAAGGGCCACAAGGAUGCUGUAACACAGGUGUUGUUUCUCAGGGAAAAGAACCUGCUUGUGACGAGUGGGAAAGACACCAUGGUGAAGUGGUGGGACCUCGAUACCCAGCACUGCUUCAAAACAAUGGUCGGCCACCGAACUGAGGUGUGGGGAUUGGUGCUGGUGUCAGAAGGAAAGCGACUUAUCACAGGAGCUUCUGACAGUGAACUACGGGCCUGGGACCUGACAUUUUUGCAAGAGGUUGAUGAUCCCGAAGAACCAGAGCUCAAGAAAGCCAAAAGAUCAUUCCCUGAGACACAAGACAAACAUGAAGCAGAGGAUGUGACUUCUGAGGCAGAGGAAGCUCCAGAAGAUCGAAUCCUUGCUUGCAGAAAAGUUGGUUCCAUAAUGCGGGAAGGAAGGGACAGAGUUGUGAACCUCGCGGUGGACAAAACAGGCAGGAUUCUUGCUUGUCAUGGAACUGAUUCUGUGCUAGAAAUAUUUUCUAUCCUUUCCAAAGAAGAAAUUCAGAAGAAAAGGGAUAAGAAGAUGAAGAAAGCGAAAAAGAAAGCCAAAUUAAAUUCUUGUGAAGGGGAAGAGGAAGAUCUUGAAGUCAGUGUUGAAAUGACUCUGCAAGAUGAAAUCCAACGGUUGACCAAUAUCAGAACUUCUGCCAAAAUCAAGUCCUUCGACUUGUUUCAGUCCCCUCAAGGAGAGUUAAAGGCUGUCUUCCUGCUGCAAAACAACUUGGUAGAAUUAUAUUCACUGAACCCCUCCGUGGCAGCUCCUCAGCCAGUCAGGACUAGUAGAAUCACCAUCGGGGGCCAUCGCAGUGAUGUCCGAACCCUGUCAUUCAGCUCAGACAAUAUUGCUGUCCUUUCUGCCUCGGCUGAUUCUGCUAAGAUCUGGAACAGAUCAACGCUGCAGUGUAUUCGUACAAUGACCUGCGAAUAUGCACUCUGCUCAUUUUUCGUACCUGGUGACAAGCAGGUGAUCAUAGGAACAAAGACAGGAAAACUGCAAAUCUAUGACUUGGCCUCGGGAAAUCUUUUGGAGGCCAUAGAAGCACAUGAUGGCGCCUUAUGGUCCAUGUCUCUCUCUCCUGAUCAGCAUGGCUUUGUGACGGGAGGUGCCGAUCAGUCUGUCAAAUUCUGGGAUUUUGAGCUGGUAAAAGAUAAAAAUAGUACGCAAAAGCGGCUUUCUGUGAAGCAGACCCGAUCCUUGCAGCUGGAUGAAGAUGUUUUGUGUGUCAAUUAUUCUCCCAAUCAAAAGUUGUUGGCUGUGUCUUUGCUGGACUGUACUGUGAAAAUUUUCUACGUUGACACUUUAAAGUUUUUCCUCUCACUUUAUGGACACAAACUGCCUGUUAUAUGCAUGGACAUCUCUUCUGAUGGAGCACUCAUAGCUACUGGCUCUGCCGACAGGAAUGUGAAGAUCUGGGGUUUGGACUUUGGAGAUUGCCACAAGUCCCUCUUUGCACAUGAGGACAGUGUGAUGUUCCUAAAGUUUGUGCCCAAAUCUCACCUCUUCUUCACUGCUGGAAAAGACCGUAAGAUUAAGCAGUGGGAUGGAGAUAAAUUUGAACACAUACAAACUCUGGAGGGGCACCAUCAGGAAGUCUGGUGCUUGGCCAUCAGUCCCAAUGGAGACUAUGUUGUGUCAUCUUCCCAUGACAAAUCCUUGAGACUCUGGGAGAAAACAAGGGAGCCUCUUAUUCUUGAAGAAGAGCGGGAGAUGGAAAGGGAAAAAGAAUAUGAAGAGAGUGUGGCCAAAGAAGAUCAACCAACAGUUCCAGGAGAAACUCAAGGUGACAAUUACUUUACUGGAAAGAAAACUAUUGAAACUGUCAAAGCAGCUGAAAGGAUCAUGGAGGCUAUUGAGCUGUACCGAGAAGAGACUGCAAAAAUGAAAGAACACAAAGCCAUUUGUAAAGCUGCCGGAAAAGAGGUCCGUCUUCCCGUCAACCCCAUCUUAAUGGCUUAUGGAAAUAUCUCUCCAUCAGCUUAUGUGUUAGAGAUUUUAAAAGGAAUCAAGUCAAGUGAAUUGGAAGAAGCUCUGCUUGUCCUGCCCUUCUCAUACGUUCCAGACAUGCUUAAGCUCUUCGAUGAGUUCAUCCAGCUGGGCACUGAUAUUGAACUUCUGUGUCGCUGCCUCUUCUUUCUCCUCAGGAUUCACUUUGGGCAGAUCACUAGCAACCAAAUGCUUGUGCCCGUGAUCGAAAAAUUAAAGGAAACAACGAUUUCAAAAGUCAGCCAAGUUCGGGAUGUUAUUGGCUUCAAUAUGGCCGGUCUUGAUUUUCUCAGGAGAGAAUGUGAAGCCAGAAGUGAAGUUACGUUUUUUGCUGAUGCUACAAGUCAUCUGGAGGAGAAGAAGAGGAAGAGGAAAAAAAGGGAGAAGUUAAUCUUAACUUUGACUUAAGAUUGAAGAUGACCUUUUUCUAUUUU
Molecule: messenger RNA, 2898 nt
Organism: Suncus etruscus (white-toothed pygmy shrew)
Lineage: Eukaryota; Metazoa; Chordata; Mammalia; Eulipotyphla; Soricidae
Gene: WDR3
Product: WD repeat domain 3
Exons: 27
Coding region: 41-2872 (943 amino acids)
Biological process (GO): maturation of SSU-rRNA
Cellular component (GO): small-subunit processome; Pwp2p-containing subcomplex of 90S preribosome
Molecular function (GO): snoRNA binding; protein binding
Source: RefSeq, a predicted model, not a curated record